This is a messenger RNA of Leptosia nina, 1155 nucleotides long. NCBI's taxonomy places the organism in Eukaryota, Metazoa, Arthropoda, Insecta, Lepidoptera, Pieridae. The record is from the annotation of a GenBank genome assembly.
AUGUCUCGUAAAAGAGGUGACACCACGUAUACCAAUUGGGGAAAUUGCUCCUUCGAUAUAUUAAUUAAAAUUUUUCAAAAAUUACCUUACAAAGACAUACACACUUGCUUUAAAAUAAACCAGGCAUGGCAGGACGCGGUCGUAUAUUAUUGUAAUCAUUACCGAUUAUGGAAAAACUUAGUAAAUGAAACUAUUUUUGAUUGUGCUAGGUCCAUAAAGGAGCGAUCUGUUUUAUUUAAUCCUAAAGCUAUUUACCUAAAUCAUAUAAUAUGGGAACAUAUUAUAUCAUCAGCUGAAUAUGAAAUAGCAUAUUAUGACUUUGCAUGUAAAAAGAUUCAUGUCAAUAAAGACAAACUGAUUUUAGUACUAGAGAAUUCAGUAAAAGUAUUAAAUCCUUUUGACUUUGCAAUUUUGAAGACGGUGAAUAAAAAGGUUGUUGACUACUAUGAGACUUCGCAUUUGAUAGUUCUAGUGGACAAGAUGAAUCAUGAGGAAGUCAAGGUUUCUAUUAGCGAUUGCAAUGGAAAACAAAAAAUCGAGGAUUACCUAUUUUGUGAAAAUUCGCUACUCGUUCACAAUGAUCUCUGUUGGUGCAUGAAAAGCGAUCGAACUAUCGAACGGAUCAACUGGAUUGACAGUUCAUUCGUAUGCAAAUUCUACAAUACACAUUCCAAUAUCGGUCUUGUAGUAUACCACAAUAAACCAUAUUUGUUUACAAACGCUGGAUGUGUGUAUGCUAUAGUGGGGCAAGAUUACCGCCUGGAAAGCCAUUGGAGUAUGCCAGGCCUUGCCGAUUCGGUGCUGUGCUGGCUUGACAGGUUCACAGCAGUUUAUGGAAGCAAAAGUGCUACACAAGUACGUCAGUUACAUGACACGGAUGUGUUGACCUUCGUCAUUCCUAGACUAACAGCAGCCACGCGACAUGGUAAUUACUUGCUUCUUGGAUAUGUUGAUGGCCUGCUUGAAGUACACGACCACGCAGAUUUAAAUCAAAUGAAAAUGAAGCCAAAAAAGAAGAUGCAAUUGGACUAUAAUGAGCCAAUAAAUGCUUUAGAAGUGUGGCAGGGUAAACAAACACACAUCAUACUUGCUGCAAUCGGAGAUAAGCUAGCUAAAAUUCGUCUUUCCUACUUCGAUCAACAAUAUUUUAAAUAA